AGGAAGAGGGGAAGGAAGAGGAGGAAGGCCAGAUUAAAAAACUGCAGGCCGAGGUGGCCAAUUUAAAAAAGACUAUUGUGAUCUUAAAUAAGACCCUCGACCUCAACCAGGGCUACAACCGGACACUAAAAAAAAAAUACGUAGCGCUGGUCAGAAAGAAUGUGAGGGCUGCAAAACACACCGUAAUGUUUGGCUCCUCAGAGCAGCUUGAAGAGACAUCGGAAGUCCCCCCCCAGACAUCGGAAGCCCCCCCCCAGACAUCGGAAGCCCCCCCCCAGACAUCGGAAGCAGGCCCCUCCUCUCCUUCAUUCCGGCCGACAUCAUUCCCGGACCAUGUCGCCGUCCUCAAUAUGUUAUUGGAGGACUUCAAAGAGCUGCAAGAGGGACCUGAACCAGCCCCAAAGCUCAUAAAUAAUGUGCAAUCAAAGCUGCACAGAAUCCGGCAGUUUGUCGGCUGGAUGAGCCAAGGAAAUACGAACCUGGGGAAACUAUUGUUCCUGGGCAAUAUUGGCCGUCUUCGGGGAUGGGUGAAGUCUCUGAGAACGAACAAGAUGUCUCUGACAACGACAUUACACUACCUAAAAAACGUCAGACAGUUUGUAGUGUUCAUUCAAGAGACUCCACCUCCUUCCUCGUGCCUCAGCAAGACAAAUCUGAAGAGGGUCGUAAGGGAGCUGAAGGCCUCCAUCAAGUCCUGGGUGCGCCCGGUGGUCCUCCAUCAGAUGAGGGUGAAGGGGAAGAAGGAUGCCACCAUGCACUCCAUGAAGGAGCUCCAGGAGUGCCGCCGAUUGGCACUAGUGGCCAUCCCCAAACUCCUAUCUCAACUGGAAAAGCACCACACCUACUUGGACCAGUGUAGCCUCUUCGGGUACGUCACUGCCUACCUGGCCUCACUGUACGGUCACCGGCUUGGAGUGUUCCUAAACAUGACUGAUGAGCAGGUCAGCCAGGCGGUGUACGAACCCGAGGGCAAUGACUACCUCAUCAAAGUGGAAGACCAUAAAACAAAUGAGAGCUUCGGCACAGCCAAGCUGCUGCUCAGCGACAAGGAAUACGGCUGGUUCCUGGCAAUCAUCCGCCUAAAAAGGAAGUGGGCGAAAGGUGUUAAACUGUCAAAGUAUGUCUUUCACAACACAACCUUCUCGGCGGACAAGAACCUGACUAAAUAUGUGAAGCGCGCCUGGUCGGACAUGAAGUUGAGGGGCGAAGCGACCUUCACCACUCUGAGGACCGCGGUGGCGACCUUUGCCAGAGACAGACACGGGGAACACUCCCAGGAACGUAAAACUUUGGCGCGCCUUAUGUGCCACGACACGGCUACGUCCGACAAGUUUUAUACCAUGGACCUGACCAUGGAGCAGGCCAGGAGGGGUCGCCUGUUAUUUGAACAGGCACAGAAGGAGGGAGAGGAGAGUGUGACCGGGACAAAGAAGGAGGAAGAAGUUGAGGAGGGAGAGGAGGAUCAAGAUGAGGAGAUGGAGGAGGAGGAGGAGGGUGACAGUGACAAGAAGGAGGAGGAGACAGCGGAGGUAGCAACCUCCAGCAAGAAAAAGUGCACCCCAAGUGUGACCAGGAGCCGGUCUCAGAAAAGCUGCAGGGUGAUGUUGUUCCCGUUGAGCCCUCAUAAAGCCCUUAGGAUGAGCCCUCAGAAAGCCCUUAGGAUGAGCCCCGAGAAACUCACCCAUAUAAUCCGAGUCCGGCGAAAUCGGAUGGUUGAACGGAGGAGAAAGUAGUUGUUUUUGAAAAUGGAGUAGUUCAAUGUUCUGUGUUUUUAUGUGUAUUUUACUGUUUUUUAUAUUGUGAAAUGUUCCAAAUGUUAUAUUGUGAAAUGUUCCAAAUGUUAUAUUGUGAAAUGUUCCAAAUGUUAUAUUGUCAAAUGUUCCAAAUGUUAUAUUGUGAAAUGUUCCAAAUGUUAUAUUGUGAAAUGUUCUAAA
This is a messenger RNA of Gymnodraco acuticeps, 1934 nucleotides long. RefSeq lists its product as uncharacterized. The record is from RefSeq and is a predicted model, not a curated record. Lineage: Eukaryota; Metazoa; Chordata; Actinopteri; Perciformes; Bathydraconidae. The transcript has 7 exons. The coding region runs from base 186 to 1733 and encodes 515 amino acids.